AACACUCCUAUCUGCUGGACUUGAGCGAGGCACCAGACAGCUGACAGGUGUAAACAAUGGCGCUGACGUUACACCAGAUGUUUUUCCUCACCAUUCAGUUACUGUCUCUCUUCCUAUCUUCCGCCACCUGUGCAACUAAUCAGCUUGAAGUGAUGAACGAACAGGAGCUAAGACAACUUAUUACCGACGAAGACUACGUGGUUGCCCUCUUCAGUAAUGAAGCAGACUGCACUGGGAGAUGUGAAGAGCUGGAAGACACCCUUGCUUCCAUCAGAGAGGAUAUAGUGGAGGCACUGAAUGCCUGGGUAGUGCGCACCCAUUCACCAACUCUCUCCAUUGAAUAUGGCCUGAAUACCAAGAAAACAGGAGGUGACAUUAUCUUUGUGAGGAAAGGUUUUCCACUCCUGUACACUGGCCCAGCAGAUGAUGAUGAGUACUUAUUGCACUACCUGAUCACCAAUCCUGAAUCCUCUGUCCACACUCUUUCUGAUGAGAAUUUUGAGCACCUGACUCAAGCUGCAACUGGAGCUACAACAGGUGACUGGCUUGUUAUGUUUGUUCGAUCAGACUGCAAUUCAUGUCUUAUACUGUUCCGACAAGGUCGUCUGUACCGCUACAUGUUGCCCCUAGUGGAUGCCACCACACUGGAGCACUUUGCUUCUGAUGGCUUUAGGAAUGCUCGAGGAGAGAAUGUACCUCAUCCCAAGACACCUUUUGAUGACUUCACUGAAUGGUGUGCUGACUGGCUGCGGGAAAAUCCUGACAAAGUGUACCUGGUGUUGGGGAUCCUGACAACGGUUGUAUUAGGGUUGGUGUUCUAUUGCAUACGGUCCUCAAGAAGUGCUGCAGAGGCUGCCAGCAAAAAAGCAAAUAAGAAAAAGAAAUAGUAAGUUAAGAAUAUAUAGAACCAAGAGAGAAGUAUCUGUAAGGAGUUAUUUAUUUUCUUGUUAUUAAAUGAACCCCAUUCUAGGUGUUCAUGGUAAAGGGGGAAAUUUUUGCAUGGUUGCAACUAGAUGGGAGGACAUUAAUCAAAAAGAUGUCCUUUGUACUUUUUUAAAAAAAAUUGUAUAUUGGGUUUGUUGUAAUGUAGAAGCUUGAAACAUUAAGCAUUACAUCAUUACACCAGUUUUAUGUAAGAAAGUGUUUGACUUUCAUCCCACCAUAGUUUUUCUGUGUGUGUGUGUGUGUGUGUGUGUGUGUGUGUGUACUUAGUUAUGUACUUGGUUAGUUGUAGUAUACAAGAUUUUAGCUAAGCCUAUGUUGCCUUGUCACCAUAUCUGCUUGUGUCCAAUUUUGCUUUGAAUUCAUGUGUAUUCAUAUCACUAAUUAGAUUUGUGUUCAGACUAUUUUAUAUAUUGAUGAUUCUAUUGAGGAAGCCAAAAGUAAUAACCUUUCUG
Eriocheir sinensis (Chinese mitten crab) is the source of this 1397-nucleotide messenger RNA. RefSeq lists its product as uncharacterized. The coding region runs from base 57 to 887 and encodes 276 amino acids. The transcript is spliced from 7 exons. NCBI's taxonomy places the organism in Eukaryota, Metazoa, Arthropoda, Malacostraca, Decapoda, Varunidae. The record is from RefSeq and is a predicted model, not a curated record.